This is a messenger RNA of Glycine soja, 3398 nucleotides long. RefSeq lists its product as uncharacterized. Lineage: Eukaryota; Viridiplantae; Streptophyta; Magnoliopsida; Fabales; Fabaceae. The transcript has 3 exons. The record is from RefSeq and is a predicted model, not a curated record. The coding region runs from base 618 to 2810 and encodes 730 amino acids.
GCAUUUCUCCGUGUUAUGGUUUGGUAUCAUAAUCAUUGUGUACUUUGUUAUUGUUUUUGAUUAAACAUUUGUGCAGCACUCAUCUGUGUCACUUUACUCACAUUUGGGUGUUAUGGAGAUUAUACAGCGUUCUUUCCAGCCUUUCUCUUUUCCUUUUGCAAUUUUUUUGGUACUCUACAGAUCAUAAGGCAUUUCUUUUUCGGCGCUUGGAAUCAAUAUUGUUCUUUUUUUCUUAAUCUAACUAUAACCAAUGAUUUGUAGGGCACUGCUGAGACGUGGCCUUUACAAUAAUGUUUGUUUGCAAGGUCACAAUUGUCAUUGCAAAAUAACAUGUUUUAUGAGAAUGUGGACAAUUGUUCUACAGUGUUUAGUGCCAUCAUUUCUUAAUUGCAAUAAACAGUUUGUUUUAUGAAAUAUUAUUUCCUGCAUCAAUUGCUAUUUUCAUCCCUUCAUUUUAAAAUAUUUGAAGCUGAAUCCCUUGAUUAUUACAGCCAAAGUUUUGAUACAGUUUAUAUGGACUCCUCAAUGUGAUGUUAUAGCCUUUUUUUUUCUUUUAGUCCAACAAAAAACCCCUCAAUGGAAGAUCUCCCUUGUAUUCCGGGUCUUUGGAUUCAUCAAUGGGACAAGAGUUGGAGCUGGAUCUUGAUGACAAGUCUUCAGUGGGUUUGAGUCCCAAUACUGUUCUUCCACCUCAUCAAUACUGUGUGAAUGUGAAGAAGAGAUCUAAAAAGGGAAAACCCACUGGGAAAGAUGAUUUUUUUACUCUCAAGGAGGGCUUUGCUGGGAUCAAAUUUGCUCGCUUCCGCAGUUCUUCAUGUAAGAGCCAUCUCUCUAGACCUCAUGAAUUGGAAGGUAAUACAGAAACCAGGCGCAGUUCCAUGUAUCAGAGUUCAGAGGAAGUGAAAAGUAUAAAAAAAAUGGGCACCAUGGUAGAGGGAAGGAGAAAAAUAGAAAUUUCAAGGAGGAGUGACACCUCUUUCGUAGGUAGCAUUGUUGAUUCUUUAUGUGGUUCAGAUGAUGAAGGUUCUGGGCUGAGAUCUUCAGAGAUAUCCAGGUCCAGGACUUGCAAGGCGCCAGACUCUCCAAAUAGCUUUAUUGAAAUCUGUAUAAAUUCAGAUGUUAAAAAUAAGAACUCUGCCACAGUACAAGGGAGAGAAUCUAUAAAUUUGAAGUCCAGAAGUGACAAAGUUUCUGAUUCUGUAAUCAAUGGCAAUUAUCAUGUUGAAAAGGACAUGGUCCACUGGCUGCAAAAGUCACUCUCAGCUAAGGCAGGGAUCUCUCGCAUGCCAUCUCCAUUAGGAAGUGAUUGCUCAUCGAGAUCAAGUCCAAAAGUCCAAGUCACCCAUUGCAGGAAAAGGUUGAAUCAUUUCACAAAGUCAAAAUCAUUGAGAAGUCCAGUGAGUAAGAUACAGGAAAAUAGUGAGAUCAAAUCAAAUGGCAUAGCAAACAUUGCAAGACAUAGGACUUAUCAAAAAUCAUUGCUAAAUGACUUAUCCAACAAAGGAAAGCAUUCUGACAUUAUUUCUGAAUUUAUCAGCAGAGAAAUCCAGUAUUCAGGUAUAGCUUCUUCACCAGUUCAUCUGCAUGGCAAUCUCAAAAUGGAAAAUAAACAUGGAGUGCUGUUUUUUGAGUUCAAGGUGAAGUGCCCUGAAGAUGUGUUUGUGGCCAAGACAUGGAGAACAGGUAAUGCUUUCAACUGGGUGUAUACUUUUCACUCAAUUGAUAAUAGAAAGAAGAGCAAUGCCAAUGGGUUGGGAUCCCAUGAUUUUGACAAAGAUUCCUCAAUAGUAGCACAGAUGCUAGUUUCCUGUAAUUUAGGUUCUGAACUAGAAGACAAAGUAUUUGACAACUCUAUGGUGACAGAAUUUGUGUUGUAUGAUUUUACACACUCAAGGCAGAGUGUUUCGCGUGAAAAAAAGUCUUUCUGUGAACUAGAUGGUUCUAAAACUCCAAAAGCUUCCCAUGUUGGAUUGAAGGAGGAAACUUUGGGGCUGGAUGGGAACCAUGUGGUCAAAAAUAAACUUCAAGACAAGCCUCUAUCAAGCAGUGUUGAAUUUGAUGAUUUAAAUUCUUAUCCUUACCUGUCCACUGAAUGCUAUCCAAACCUUGAAAUUGCUGCCAUUGUCUUGCAAAUUCCGUUUUCUAAGAGAGAAAGCUUGAAGUACAAAAGAGGAGAAAGAAAAAGUGCUAAAGAAUGUUCCAACAGAAGUGAUCUCUCUGCAGUAAAAGAUAGAAAAAGUCUUCAUUAUGACCAAAUCCAGGAACAGGUAAAGGUGGUAAUACCAACUGGCAAUCAUGGUUUGCCAAAUGCUGAAAGCCAGGCUCCCUCGUCAUUACUUGAUCGACUGAGGCAUGGUGGAGGUUGUGACUGUGGUGGCUGGGACAUGGCCUGUCCCCUUAUUCUUUUAGGCAAUCCUACUAUUCAAUUUGCCGAAGACUGCUCACUCAUGGAGGAACAUCAACCAUUGGAACUUUUUGUUCAGGGAGCAAAAGGAAGCAGUCCUACCUUCAGCAUGACAAGAAUUGAAGAGGGGCAUUAUGCUGUUGAUUUUCAUGCACAAUUAUCCACUUUACAAGCAUUCUCCAUCUGUGUUGCCAUUUUGCAUGGAACUUCUGCCUUCAGCAAUGCAAGUCACGAGAAAAACCAACAGUUAUCUCAGUGCAGUUCACUGAAAAUGCUACUUGAGGAGGAUGUUGAUUUCUUUUUCAAAUCAGUCACAACUGAGAAGGAGACUGGUUGCAAGAAUCAGAAAGGACUUCCUCGAUCCUAUGUGCUGAACCCGCCUUUUUCUCCUAUUGCACGCGUAUAAAGUAUAGACCUGACCAGCCCUGCUGUAGUGAUUAAAUGGAAAACACAUCAUCUAUAGCAUGUUUGGUUACACGUUGUUGACGUAGUUUCUGAUGUUUCUACCGUGCCUCCAAACACACGACUAGUUUCUUAUCUUUAUACCACCUUUAUGCCAUUGCUGCUUGGAGAAAGACAUUAUGGUCUUGGAGAUGGCCUGUGAAAAUUGGUAACAAGUGUGCGGAGGAUCUUAGUGAGGGUGGGGUUUGCAACUCUGCAUCAAUAUAUAGGUUUUGUUGCUAGACACAAUGACCUGCUUGCAGAAUCUGUUGAACACUCUGAGAAAGUGCAAUGGGGUUGGUGAUAUAUAUCUGAUAGGGAUAGCACAUUAGAGGUGUCAGAAUCAGUCUUUGUAUAAGUUCUUUUGUUCCAGUUAAGUAGGAUAGAAACCGAAAAUUGUCCAUAUUGUAUGGGAUAGUUAGAAGGGGGAUACUUUACACCCAGUAGGAAAUAGCAUAACAAUCCCUUCUCUCUUUUUUGUAUCUAUUAAGAUUCUGAAAUUAUAUAAAUGAUGGGAAGUGGAUUGGAGUAAUUUCAAGAAUUGUUAGUCUCU